This is a messenger RNA of Plutella xylostella (diamondback moth), 3725 nucleotides long. Its product is annotated as proton-coupled amino acid transporter-like protein pathetic. The record is from RefSeq and is a predicted model, not a curated record. Lineage: Eukaryota; Metazoa; Arthropoda; Insecta; Lepidoptera; Plutellidae. Gene Ontology annotation, cellular component: vacuolar membrane. Gene Ontology annotation, molecular function: L-amino acid transmembrane transporter activity. Gene Ontology annotation, biological process: amino acid transmembrane transport.
GCGCACGACCAUUGCCGACUUCACCGCCGCUCACGGAUGACGCCCGGUCGGCGCGUCGCAACUUUUCAGAACUCUACUAAACUUUAUAUCACGAAACAAAACUUUUUGAAGUGGUACCGAUAUACGAAAACCGAUAUAAAAUUAUGUAAAAACCAUACCAAUAGAUAGAGAAUUGCGUAUUUCCGUCGAAUUUGGUAUUUUAGCCGAGCUAAAAGUUCGCAUACCGCUGAAGUCGAGCGAUUUAUCGAGUCAAUUUUCGACGCGAAACUUUUGCAUUAACUCGGAUCUGUUUCGACGGUAGUGUUUUUUUUCUACAAUCGCCGUGGACCAGAAGAGCGAUCAAGAUGUCGAAAAAACAUCUUCACAACCAAGCUGCGAUACCGCUAGCGCCGGCAGUGAUCAAGAAACCGCAGUUGCGGCCGAUGAUCGCCGAAUAUGAUCCUAAGAAAAAGGGGGUCAGAAAUGACUUGUCAGAUGUCGUCAUGGUCAAGUACAAGGUGGACCCGAGGGAGAUCCCGGUGGAGCAGCAGGCCGGCUCCACGCUGCCGCUCAUGGAGAUCCCGGGCCGCGACAUCGAGGCUGACGAGGACUACAACCCUUUUGAGCACCGGAAACUUGCCCACCCUACCUCCGACCUGGACACGCUGAUCCACCUGCUGAAGGGCUCGCUGGGCAGCGGCAUCCUGGCCAUGCCCAUGGCGUUCCUCAACGCGGGGCUGUACUUCGGGCUGGCGGCCACGUUCUCCAUCGGGCUGAUCUGCACGUACUGCGUGCACAUCCUGGUGAAGACCGCGCACGAGCUGUGCCGCCGCAUGCAGAAGCCCUCGCUCGGGUUCGCGGAGACCGCCGAGGCUGCCUUCCUCUGCGGCCCGCCCGCCGUGCACAAGUUCUCCCGGCUCGCCAAGGCCAUGGUGAACAUGUUCCUGGUGAUCGACCUGCUGGGCUGCUGCUGCGUGUACAUCGUGUUCGUGGCCAAGAGCGUGAAGCAGGUGGUGGACCACCACGCGCAGGGCUCCGACGUGCUGCCGCAGGACCUGCACCUGCGCUGGUACAUGGCGGCGCUGCUGCCCUUCCUCAUCAUGAUGAACCUCAUCCGCAACCUCAAGUACCUGGCGCCCUUCUCCAUGAUCGCCAACCUGCUGGUGGGCACGGGCAUGGGCAUCACGCUGUACUACCUGUUCCAAGACAUCCCGAGCACGUCGGAGCGGGAGGCGUUCGCCGGCCUGGACCGGCUGCCCACGUUCUUCGGCACCGCCAUCUUCGCGCUGGAGGGCAUCGGCGUGGUGAUGCCGCUGGAGAACAACAUGCGCACGCCCACGCACUUCAUCGGCUGCCCCGGCGUGCUCAACACCGGCAUGUUCUUCGUGGUCUCGCUCUACGCCACCGUCGGCUACUUCGGCUACCUCAAGUACGGCGUCGACACCAAGGGCAGCAUCACCCUCAACUUGCCGCAGGACGAAAUCCUGGGUCAGUGCGUGAAGCUGAUGAUCGCGGUGGCCAUCUUCUUCACGUACAGCCUGCAGUUCUACGUGCCCAUGGAGAUCAUCUGGAAGAACGUGCGGCACUGGUUCGGCGCGCGGCGGAACCUGGCCGAGUACAGCAUCCGCGUGGCGCUGAUCGUGAUGACGCUCGCCAUCGCCAUCGCCAUCCCCAACCUGGGCCCCUUCAUCUCGCUGGUGGGCGCCGUGUGCCUGUCCUUCCUCGGCCUCAUCUUCCCCUCCGUCAUCGAGACCGUCACCUACUGGGACCGCCCCAACGGGCUCGGCCGCUUCAACUGGAUCCUCUGGAAGAACCUGUUCCUGAUCUGCUUCGGCAUCCUGGGCUUCCUCACCGGCUCCUACGUCAGCAUCAUGGACAUCUUCCACGGCGAGGAGUAGCGGCCUCCUCCUCCCCCAGCUCCCAGCUCAAAUCUUAGCGGCUAGAAAGCUACAUUAUAACAAGUAACAAAACAAUUAAAGUGCUUUUAGUUUCGUAUUAUCAUAUUUUAAUUUGUAAGUGUAAUCUUUUGAAUAAGGACUAAUUUGCUCUUUUUAUUUUUAUUUAGUUUCUGUAAUGCUCAAAGUCUGUUGUUUGGAACUAUUCGCACUAAAGUUGAGUUAGAAAUUGUUCAUGCUGUAGGUACAUUAGGUUGUGUUCUGCUUCGUUUAGCCCCGAAUCUCUGUAGCCAUAGAGAACAUAGAUUACUUUAUGAAAAUGUGUGAGAAUAUUUUUAGUGCAUUAUCGAAAUGUGAUAAAAUUUUAGAAUAACUAUGUAACAAAUAAAUUAAAGAUACCUACUAGAUAGGUUUACGUCAAAAGUGGACAAUACAAUAGAUCACUGAACUAAAACUUUCUGAUAGUUGCGGGCCAAAUUAGACGCGUAGGAGGUACAUAGGUGUUCCGUUUGUACGCCGGGUGGAGGGCGCGCCCGACGCCUUCACGACGAUUCAAGUUUAAAAUUGGUUGCAAUUUUUGGGGUUUAAUAUUCCUGUCCACUGUGUUGGUGACGGCACACACCGCGGAGUGUGGCGUCACAGCGCAGCCACACACACUCCGUCGAUACUCGCCAUUGUAGGAACUUCAUAUCGAGCUUUUACACUAUUCGUAUAGCAUUUAUUUCAUAGUGAGUAUUUAUUAUGUACGUAAGUGCUGACGAUAUGAAAUAUCGCGUAGAAUAAUUAUUAACCAUCUAGGGAAAUAUUCAAUGAAAAUUUUAUAAGUAUGUACAAUGUUAUUUAAAAUUUCUAAGAUUUUAUUUGGCAUGACCACAAAAAAUGUUGAUUACUGCGUAUUUUGAGUACAUUUUGACCACUUCCUUUGACAAGUAUGUUAAAAAAUAACGUUAAUGUUGCAUUAAAAUGUAACUUUUAGAUAAGUGCCUGAGUAGAUGAUUAUUAGGUGCCUUUUGUGUGUAACUUAGAUAAUGACUGCUGGAUCAGGACAAUCCACGGAAUGACUGUCACCUAGUAGCAUGCAACACAGGGCUGCGGGCUGUGCCAGGGCCCUCGCGGCGGCAGGGCCACGGACCACGGACCACGGUCUCUGCCAGCGAUGGGUCUUGGAAUGAAAUAAAUCGUAAGGUUUAUGUUCCUGUGUGUAAUAAUAAGUCAUGUUUUGGCUAUUUAUUAUAUAGGCAUUAAUGUAUUAUUAUUAUAGGCAUUAUUGGUACGAUUGUGAUGUCAUUUUAUUUUAUAUUUUUAUUAUUAUUUGAACUUAGUAUCGGCAGACGAUUGUUUAUGAUUGAAAUAUAAUCAGGGCCCUUUUGCCUUGGACACGAGACAGCAACAGUCUUCUAUGGUAGUAAUAAAUAGAUUAUAGAACCCUCCUAUUAUAAUGUAGUGAUGAUUAUUUUCAAAGAGAUAAACCGAAGAUACACAAGUAUGACUGUGAAAGAUAACUUGAUGAAACUGAAAGGAAUAAUCGUAAACAUAUUGAACUUUUAUAAUAGAGUAUAUUUUCAGAUAAAAUUUCUGCUGUUGAUGAUGUCAAUUUGACCAAAAUACUUUGUCUUUUAACAUAAAUGAAUUAAUAAUGAAUGAUGUAUGUGAGUUCAGCGCGGCCGGGGCUGCGGUUCGGGCGCGGCGGGGGCUCCGGGCGCGGCGGUGGGGGGGGCUCCGGCCCUCCAGCCACCGCGGUUCACGUAUAUCAUUCCUACACCAUCCUUUGGUAACAUAUACCUACCUUCUAUUUUAGAUAAGUGUUUGUUUUGUUACAGUAUUAAAAUAAACUUUCGUCUUUAAGUAAAA